AUGGCGGCAAAGUCCCUGUCACCAGACCAGAACCGUCGUGCCAGCAUCGGCACAAUGGACGCCGACGACGAUCUUGAAGAGUCGUUCGACGUAAACAUGAGCGUCGAGGCCGUCGCGCAGCUCCUAGCUCUCAAAACCACGGAGCUCAUGCAGCUGCAACGCACUCACGAUGAAUACGUCAAGUCCAGCUGCGAGUACGAGCGCGAGCUGGAGAUCGAAGUGGAUCGGUACGAGAAGAAGACGCAGCAGCUUGAGUCGACUGCUCUUCAACUCGAUCGAGAUAAAAGUGACUUGAAUAGCAGCAUCAAUGAGGUCAAGGAUGAUCUGCAAGCUACACACCGUCGAGAGCACAUGCUCCAGACGCAACUGGAAGAGAUGAAGUGGAAGAUCCAGCGACUGGAACAAGCUAACGACGAGCUGGAGACAGCGGCUCGAGUUGCUCAAGCUACGAUCGAGGAUCUCCACCACAAGUCCGAGACGCUAUUGGAGCAGAAUGUGUUCCUACAGCAUGAGAAAGAGGAGCUCUUGAAGCAGCUCUCGUAUUUCAUCGUCGCCGAGGUGCACCCUACUCCUCCAAGGUCCGGAAGCACUCGUUUUCCCCGUAAAUCUUCCUCUCACCUCUCCGAGGCGGCUGCUCCUGUGGCUCCAGUUCCAGAAGAAAAUACGCAGAAAGGCAAAAGACGAAAAGGUCGUCGCCCAGAAGUACUCGAGACGUGUCUCCAUCUCACAUGUCGGAAGUGUCGUGCGAAUAAACCCCACUCGCACAAUGGAGGGAGCGACGAGAAAGGUCCAGUCUCUGCUUUCUUUGAAAGACUUUGGAUCUUCCUGUUCGGCCCCGACCGCUAA
Molecule: messenger RNA, 846 nt
Organism: Phytophthora infestans T30-4
Lineage: Eukaryota; Oomycota; Peronosporomycetes; Peronosporales; Peronosporaceae
Exons: 1
Coding region: 1-846 (281 amino acids)
Biological process (GO): vesicle transport along microtubule; chromosome segregation; centrosome localization
Cellular component (GO): kinesin complex; kinetochore; centrosome
Molecular function (GO): microtubule binding
Source: RefSeq, a predicted model, not a curated record